Molecule: messenger RNA, 6733 nt
Organism: Ailuropoda melanoleuca (giant panda)
Lineage: Eukaryota; Metazoa; Chordata; Mammalia; Carnivora; Ursidae
Gene: CEP164
Product: centrosomal protein 164
Exons: 35
Coding region: 143-6439 (2098 amino acids)
Biological process (GO): cilium assembly
Cellular component (GO): centrosome; ciliary transition fiber; centriole
Molecular function (GO): protein binding
Source: RefSeq, a predicted model, not a curated record
UGGUUGUUGGCCGCUGCAGGGCAACACCCCGGCGUCCCUGGAAGCGGGGAGCCGGGGUGGUGCUGGGGAAGCUGCGCAGAGCCGGGAGCGGUGGCCCAGUGUCUCCCGGGACUGGGGGCAGGUGUUCAAGCCCAGACCCAUCAUGGCCGGAAGACCUGUCCGUAUAGGAGACCAGCUGGUUCUGGAGGAAGAUUAUGAUGAGACCUACAUCCCCAGUGAGCAAGAAAUUCUUGAAUUCGCCAGAGAGAUUGGUAUCGAUCCCAUCAAGGAGCCAGAACUGAUGUGGCUGGCGCGGGAGGGCAUUGUGGCCCCACUGCCUGUGGAGUGGAAGCCCUGCCAGGACACCACAGGCGAUAUUUACUACUUCAACUUUGCCAACGGGCAGUCCACGUGGGACCAUCCGUGUGAUGAGCACUAUCGGAACUUGGUGAUCCAGGAGCGGGGGAAGCUGUCAGCUCCUGGAGCCAUUAAGAAGAAAGACAAGAAAAAGAAAAAGGAAAAGAAAGACAAGAAGGACAAAGAGAUGCCCAGAAGUCUGCUGGAAACACAGCCUGAGCAGGGACUUCUGCCUUCUUCCUCCUUUCUCCGUGGCCCAUCCCUUCUCCCAGCACCUGGGCUUGCUGAUCUGGACCUAGACCAAGAGAUGCAGGCUAGAAGUGAGGGCUCCUUUAAGAAAGGGAAGAGCCCAUGUGUUCUGGGUGACACCCCCUGGCCUCUCCCGGGCACCCUGCCCAGCAAGCUACAGCCACUCGCCAAAGGCCAAGAUUCUCGAACCCGCCAGAUCUUUGCUGAUGUGGAGAAAAUCUUAGGCAGGGCCCCAGCCCAGUGCAGGACAGAAUUGGGUGAUCAGCAGGGUCUGGGGAAACCCCAGAAGCCGACAGAGAAAAUCUACCUGGGGUUUUCAGACCCUGAAAUAGAAGAGCUGGAACUGAGGACCAGACAACAGAAGCCCAGCACUCUAGGCCCUGAGAACACCAGGCCCCUCCAGAAUGGGUGGGAUGUGCUGGAAGACAGGAGCCAGGCCUCUGUCUGCUCAAAGCUUUCUGAAACCAUCAGUGGCCUGCAGCUAAAAGGGGAGCAGCAUGGCCACCACAGGGCCAAAUGGAGCUCCACUGGCCCCGGGGGAGACAAGAGCCAGAGCCUCAUUCCCUCACCGUCCCCUGAGGAGGACCGCUCCUGGUCCCUGUGCUCCUCUGACCACAUGCCGCCUACCAGGAAGAGCCAGCUGCUCUUGUUAGACAGUGGCCCAGCCAAUGGCCUGAGCUGGCAGGGCGUUUCUGGGGAGGGUGGCAGUGUGGGCAGGGGGAGGAGAAGGAAAGAGCCCCCGGGACUGUGGAUGGGACAGGUCUCCAAGCUUGUCAACAAGGACACUCCUGGGAGCUGCCAGGAGACAGGACCCGAUGACCCUGAGGCUCCAGGGGCCUCAGCCAAAGAUCCGCCUCAGGAGCUCUUCCUAAUGCCCCCUGACCUGCUGGCAUUAGAGCUGGCCCAGGGUGCCCCUUCAGGGAGUGCCCCUGGACGCUCCCCCACCUGUGAGGAGAGACCACCCCCCGGGUCUCUAGAGCCCCCUGAAGAAGACAGGAAGCCUGGUGGGUCUGAGCCUGACUUGGAGAGCAGCAGCCUGGCUUCUCACCUUGGCUCUCAGAUCCUGGGUGAGGUGAACAACUUCCCUUGGGACCCGCAGAGCUCUCAGGGGUCUGAGCAGGGCGUGGGUCAAUCAGGUCCCAGAGCCAGAGAUCAGCGCUCCAGCCCCUUCCUGGGACUCCAGUUGUCCCACAUGCAGAGCUCUGCGGAUGAGCAGUCAGAGAGCGAAGACUACUCUGAGGAUAAGAGGUUCUACCAGCACAUCCUGCAGAUGGUCAAGAUCUCCAGGCGGCUGGAGGGCCUGGGGCUGCCCGAGAGCAUGCAGGAGACGCCAUGUAAAGACAUCGCCAGCAUGGUCUGCUGCAUGGCAGCCGAGGCUUCCAGGAUGUCUAGUGAGGGUGGGCACGAGGCCGUCAGAGCCAUGGAGAGGGACUCAAGGUUUCUGACUUGGGGGCCAGAGAUGCUGGAGCACCCGCAGGAGGUGGCUCUUGCCCCUGCUGGGCAAGACGUGUCGCAGCAAGCCUGUUUCCAGCCCAGCAGCAGCCCUCUCAGACAGGGGCUGGUCGAGCUGAGUUCCAGCAGAGGGCUUGCUGCAGAGCCAGGCAACACACAGCUUCUCAACCAGGCCCUGGGCUCCUCAUUAGCCCCAGUUCACGUCCCUUCUGGGGGCCUGGCUCCCUUGAGAGGCCUUGUGGAUGCCCCAGCCUCUGCUCUUCGUGGAUCGCAAAGUGUGAGCCUGGGGAGCCCAGUGGAGUCUGGUCAGCUUGGAGAACUCACGCUGCCUUCACAGGGUCUCAAGACUUCUGGUUAUACAAAGGGUCUGUUGGGCUCCAUCCAUGAGGACAAGAAUGUUCUCAGCCUCUUGGCUUUAGGGGAGGAGAACAAUGAGGAGGAUGAGGCGGAGAGUGACAACCAGAGUGUCCGCAGCUCAAGUGAGCUGCUGAAGAACCUGCACCUGGACAUUGGGGCGCUGGGGGGUGACUUCGAGUACGAGGAGUCUCCGAGAACAAGUCAGCCGGAGGAGAACAAGGACGCUUCUCUGGAUUCAGAUGCUGCCCGGCCCCCCACUCCCGGCAAGCUCUUCAGCCAGGGUGCAGACAGCAGUCUGAGCAGUGCUGCUGACGACGGCAGAGGGCAGCAAGGAAGAGGGCCGAGUGCUUGGCUCCUGGAGAAAAAAACGGAUAAGAAGAGUGAUCCUGGGAUGUCCGGGAGUGGGGUGGACCCUGGGGGCGGUCAGCCUGCCAAAGCCAACAGCAAGGAUGCACAAGAGGAGCCGGCAGAUGUGGGAGAGGAGGGUUCCAGCAAGGGAGAGGCUGCAGCAGCGGCGGAGCCCAAGGAGGAGGCUUCUGUCCCCAGAGAGAGCGGAUCAGACCGGAGCCAGGAGUCCGAGAUUAGUGAACGCGUGAAGGAGCUGCAGCUCUCAGACUCUGCCGCUUCUGACCCCAAGUCCUUCCUGGGCCUGGACUUUGGUUUUCGCAGUCGGAUGUCAGAGCACCUGCUGGAUGUUGACGUGCUUUCCCCAGUCCUGGAUGGAGCCCGCUGGGAGGCCCAGAGGUUGGGAAGAGAAGAGGAGGAUGACAGCCAGUCCAGCCAAGAUGAGCUGCAGAGCAAGCAGUCCAGAGGCUCGGAGAGGCCUUACUCUGCGGCUUUGGCUGGUCUGACCAGGUUGUCUCCUCCACUUGUGCCUGGGAGGUGGCACCAGAGUUCCCUUCACAGCCUGGCCACCGAAGGACUGCCACAGGCCUCUGAGGGGCAGCCCAAGCAGGAGCAGGCCAAGGAGCCCAGGGAGGACUCUGCAGGCAGCCCCGUCCUGCAUGGUUCCCUGCGGAGGGAGGAGACCCCAAGCCCACCUGCCGCCCAUGAGAGGGGCAAGGAGCAGCGCCCCCGGGCCACGGAGCUGGGCCUUGGGCAGGAAGAGGCCAAGGAGCCCGAGGAGAAGGUGGCGGUCAGCCCUGCCCUGCCAGUCUCUCCAGAGGUAGAGAAGAGGGCAUGCCACGCCAUGCUAGGCCAGAUGGGGAAGGAGCAGGGUGUGUCAGGAGGCAGAAGAGGGGAGAAGGGAGAGCAUGGCCCAGAGCCUUUACUGGGGUCUCUGUGGGAAGGAAUGGGCGCGACAGGGUGCUCUACGGAGCCUGCAGCUCCCCCAAAGCAGGCUUCACUGAAGGCCGUGGAAGAGGCCGUGGCCCAGGAAUUGGAGCGAGACCGGAGGCGGCUCCUGGAAUCGAAGCAGGAGAAGAUGCAGCAGCUGUGGGAAAAGCUGUGCCAAGAGGAGGAAGAAGAGACCCUGCAGCUUCACUGGCAGAAAGAGAAGUCUCUCAGUCCUGAGAGUGGUGCUUACAAGACGUUGCUGUCAACGCCAUCUUACAGGAUCUGUGAUAUAGAGAAGAGACUGAGGCACAGAAAGGCUGACUUGUCCAAGGUGUCGAAGUUAAUAAGCCGCAGAGCCGGUUCCCUGAAGGAACAGCUGCGGAAGGCCACAGAGGAGGAGGAGACUCAGAUGAGAGAGGAGGAGAGCCGGAGGCUGGCCCAGCUCCGGGCCCAGGUGCAGUCCAGCGCGGAAGCAGACGAGGGCCGCAUCAGGGCCGAGCAGGAGGCUUCCCUGCAGAGGCUGAGAGAAGAGUUGGAGUCCCUCCAGAGGGCUGAGAGGGCCAGCUUGGAGCAGCGGAGCAGACAGACGCUGGAGCAGCUCAAGGAAGAGUUGGAGGCCUCGGAGAAGAGAGAGCAGGCUCUCCUGAAUGCCGAGAAGGAGGCAGCUUUGCAGAAGCUCAGGGAGCAGCUGGACAGAGAGAGGAAAGAAGCCACGGCAGCACUAGAGAGGGAGCACAGGGCCGAGCUGGAGCGGCUCUCUUCCUCGCUGGAGGCCAAGCACAGAGAGGUUGUCCGUAGCCUCCGGAAGAAGACGGAGGAAGCUCAGAAGAAAGAGGCGGCCCAGCUGCAGGAGAACCUCGGUCGGGCGGAGCAGAGGGCUCAGCAGAGGGUUCAUCAGGUGCUCGAGUAUGAGCAAGAGCUCAGUGGCCUCCUGCGAGAGAAGCGCCAGGAGGUGGAAAGGGAGCAUGAGAGGAAGAUGGACAAGAUGAAGGAGGAGCACCAGCGAGUGGUGGCUGAAGCCAGAGAGCAGUACGAAGCCGAGGAGAGGAAGCAGCGGGCUGAACUCCUGGGCCACCUGACUGGGGAGUUGGAGCGCCUGCGCAGGUCACACGAGCGAGAAUUGGAGUCCAUGAGGCAGAUGCAGGACAGGCAGCUUGAGGACUUGCGGCGUCGGCACCGGGAGCAGGAAAGGAAACUCCAAGAUUUAGAGGAGGAACUUGAAACCAGAACCAAAGAUGUCAAGGCCAAAUUGGCUGAACUGGACCUCCAGGAGGAGACGGCCCGAAAGGGGAAGCAGCAGCUCCUUGAUGCGCAGAGGCAGGUGGCGCUGGAGAGCGAGGAAGUCACAGCCAGCCAGCAGCACUUGGAGGAGGCAAAGAAGGAGCACACACACCUGUUGGAGUCAACACGACAGCUGCGAAGACUCCUUGACGAGCUUCGGGCACGCAAGGUGGAGCUGAAGUCCCAGGUGCACGCGCUGCAGGCCCAGAGCCGGAGGCUGCAGAAGCACGUCAGCGACCUAGAGGCUGAAGCUCAGAGGAAGCAGGACACACUGAAAGAGCUGGCAGCUCAGGAGAGUAACGCAUCCCCACAUUUUGAGCCAGAUCUCCACAUUGAGGACCUGAGGAAAUCCCUUGGGACAAACCAGACCAAAGAAGUAUCCUCUUCUCUCCCCCAGAGCAAGGAGGAGACCGACUUGUCCUUGGACAGUGUCCGGCACUACCUCUCCGCCGAGGGCAUGGCUCUCCGCAGUGCCAAGGAGUUCCUGGUGCGGCAGACCCGCUCCAUGCGGAGGCGGCAGACGGCUCUGAAGGCCGCCCAGCAGCACUGGCGCCAGGAGCUGGCCAGCGCUCAGGAGGCCACCAAAGAUCCCCUGGACACCAAGGCCCUGGAAGAUGUGCGCAAGGACCUGGAGGAGGAGACCAGGCACCUGGAUGAGAUGAAGUCGGCCAUGCAGAAGGGCCACGACCUGCUGAAGAAGAAGGAGGAGAAGCUGAAUCAGCUGGAGUCCUCUCUUCGGGAAGAGGCUUCAGAUGAGGACACUCUGAGACAAGCCCCCACCAAGAAGGUGGUGACGUUUGACCUCAGCGACACGGAAGACAUGAGCAGUGCAAGCUCUGAAUCCUCCCUGCCUCACCUCAAGCUGCCUGCGAGUCCCACCUUCCCCUAUGAGUUCCACUACUUGAGCAGCUCCCUGCAGCGGAUCAGCAGCCAGCUGAACGGUGUCCUCAGCAUGCUGGGCAGUCUCAACCCGCAGCCGCCCCCACCCCUCUUCGCUUCCACACCGGCGCCCCCCCGGAAACCCAGGAGCACCCCCAUGCCCGCCUGCCCCUCCCUGGCCCGGGUCUCAGCCUGGCCGCCGGCGGUGCCCACAUCCGCCCAGUGGGCCUGGGACCCAGGGCUGGGCCCUGUGCUCUCCUCCUCCGUGGCUCAAACAGUGGACGACUUCCUGGUGGAGAAGUGGCGCAAGUAUUUUCCAACUGGAGUCCCCUUCCUCAGCAGCAGCCCCGCCCCACUGGAGAACAGGCUGGGUUAUGUGUCUGCCAGUGAGCAGUUGCGCCUCCUGCAGCGGGCCCACUCCCACAGCUCCAGCCCUGAGGUGGGCAGCACAGACUUUCAGAGCUUGAUCGAUGCUAACAGAAAGUGGCUAGAACACUACAGAAAUGAUGCCAAGUUACCUCUCUUGUCGUCAGUGCCCAAGCCGGCAGCGACCUCAGGCCUGCUGCAGCUGGGCAUCGACGAGAACAGACUGAGGGUGUACCGCUACUGAGGCCCCAAGCCUGUCCUGCACCCAGACCAAGUGCCUGAGGACCUGCCUGCGCUCUAGUCCUUCUGAGAAAGCAUUCUCCUGCCCUAUUUGCUGCCUGCCCCUCUCAGAGGAACCCCGGGGGCCGGGGCUGGAAAGGAUGGUACGACUGGAAACCGUAAGCUGCCCCCCUGAGACCACGUAUCUCAGGCUGAAGAGAGUGGACUUCUGUGAGCUCCUGACUGGACAAGGCAACACCGACGUGGGAGCGUCCGAGCCCGGGCCCCUGCAGGACGAGGAGGAGGUAUUAGGAUUUGC